GGAUAGAAGUUGCAUCAUUCAUUUACCGUCCAAUGUAGACGCUUGUGAGUCGGAGGGCAGCAGUAAAGCAGCAUGGCGGCUCUGUUAAGGGGCACUCGCAGUCUUUUAGGAAAAUGGCACAACCAUGUCGCCUCGUUGCAGGUCUCCAGAUCCAUGGCCUCCAAAACACAGGUGGGCUUUAUUGGCCUGGGGAAUAUGGGAACCCCAAUGGCCAAGAAUCUGAUCAAACAUGGCUAUCCUGUGAUUGCUACAGAUGUCUUCCCUGAGUCUUGCAAAGCGCUGCAGGAGCUGGGUGCACAAAUUUUGGACACGCCUGCAGAUGUGGCAGACAAGGCAGACCGCAUUAUUACAAUGCUACCGUCCAGUCCUAAUGUUACUGACGUGUACACAGGCCCCAACGGCAUUCUGAAGAAGGUGAAGAAAGGCUCUUUACUCAUCGACUCCAGUACCAUUGAUCCAGCAGUAUCCAAGGAAAUGGCUGUUGCUGCUGAGAAAAUGGGUGCUGUUUUUAUGGAUGCACCAGUAUCUGGAGGUGUUGGAGCUGCCACUUCUGGUAAGCUGACCUUCAUGGUGGGAGGAGUGGAGGAGGAAUUCACAGCAGCCAAGGAGUUAUUAAGCUGCAUGGGAGCCAAUGUAGUGUACUGCGGUCAGGUUGGCACAGGACAGGCUGCAAAGAUCUGUAACAACAUGCUGCUGGCAAUAGGAAUGAUUGGCACGGCUGAAACAAUGAACUUAGGCAUCAGGCUGGGGCUUGAUCCCAAGCUACUGGCAAAAAUACUUAACAUGAGCUCAGGCCGCUGCUGGUCCAGUGAUACCUAUAAUCCUGUUCCAGGAGUGAUGGAGGGCGUGCCCUCAGCCAACAACUAUCAAGGGGGCUUUGGAACAACAUUAAUGGCAAAGGAUCUAGGACUUGCACAGAACACAGCAACAAACACCAAGACGCCGGUUCCACUGGGUUCAUUGGCUCAUCAGAUCUAUCGUAUGAUGUGUGCACGUGGGUAUGCCAACAAGGACUUCUCCUCGAUCUUCCAGUUCCUGCGUGAGGAGGAGGGCCAGUAGAGAGUGGCACUCCCAAUUGUGGCCUAAUCGAACAAUCAUUCAUCACCAAGAUCUGGCGAAAAUAACAUUUGCACAAAGUGCAACAUUUACCAGUGUGAUCCGCAAGACUUCAAGUCAAAUGAGUGAAUGAGUAGAACAGAGGAAGUAAAUGUAUAAAGUAAAUUUCAGUCCUUGUUUCUGGAAUCAUGUUACCUGUUUGGGCCUGCCCUGUACAAACCUUUCUUUUCCCAUGUUUAACUCUUGACACUGUGAAGCUGAGGCAGUUUGCUUUUAUUUGUUUGUCACAUUUUGUGGUGGUGUGUCCUGUAGACUGAUUUUCAAUUAUAUGUGUGGUCAUGUUAAAAUUGCUCUUAUGGUUUCAGCCGAAGGAACUGGCAGCAACGGCAAUGAGGAAGUCACACGUUUAGACUUUACUAAAUAUAAACACUCCCUUGCUACAGUUAGCAGAGCCAUGGCACACCUUAUGUUGCUAUAGCACUUGCUACUUUUUUCUGUUUUUUAUUGGUAAUAUUUUUUAUUUUUUUUUGCUAGUUUUAUUUGCUGCUGUGGUGUCUAGCAGGUUUGCAGUGGUGUCUACAUGUCAUAAAUCUUAUGUCUCUACUCUGAAAUUAAAGCAGGGGGAAAAAUCUGUUCUGACAGUGAAA
Silurus meridionalis is the source of this 1703-nucleotide messenger RNA. RefSeq names its product 3-hydroxyisobutyrate dehydrogenase b (gene hibadhb). Lineage: Eukaryota; Metazoa; Chordata; Actinopteri; Siluriformes; Siluridae. The transcript has 8 exons. Gene Ontology annotation, molecular function: NAD binding; NADP binding; 3-hydroxyisobutyrate dehydrogenase activity. Bases 73 to 1059 code for a protein of 328 amino acids. Gene Ontology annotation, cellular component: mitochondrion. The record is from RefSeq and is a predicted model, not a curated record. Gene Ontology annotation, biological process: L-valine catabolic process.